This is a messenger RNA of Rhizophagus irregularis DAOM 181602=DAOM 197198, 829 nucleotides long. The record is from RefSeq and is a predicted model, not a curated record. NCBI's taxonomy places the organism in Eukaryota, Fungi, Glomeromycota, Glomeromycetes, Glomerales, Glomeraceae.
UAAAAAAUGAUGCUCGUGAUACAAAUAAAGUAGUUUAGCGUAAAUAAGCUUGUCAACGAUAACCCCAUUUUUAUUUUUUUCCUGACAAACAAAAUGGCAAACCCAAAAACAAUAAAAAGAAUUAAUAAAGAAUUGUACGACUUAGGACGUGAUCCACCGUUGUAUUGUAGUGCUGGUCCUAUCGGUGAUGAUCUUUUUCAUUGGCAAGCAACAAUCAUAGGCCCUCCUGACUCACCAUACUCAGGAGGCGUGUUUUUCCUUGCUAUUCAUUUUCCUACAGAUUAUCCGUUUAAACCACCAAAGAUUAACUUUACAACAAGAAUAUAUCAUCCGAAUAUCAAUAGUGAUGGAAAUAUAGGCCUGAAUAUUCUAAAAGAUUGUUGGUCACCAGCGCUUACUAUUUCAAGAGUACUCCUGUCAAUUCAUUCAUUUGUAAUUAAUCCAGACACAGAUAAUCCACUUGUACCUGAAAUUGCUCAUGUGUAUAAGACUGACAGUACUCGUUAUGAAGCUACUGCCCAUGAAUGGGCUUGCAAAUAUGCUGAUAGUACUCCAUGGUAUCAAAAGUAUUACAACACAGUAACAAAAGAAAUAAAUGGUACACUUUGCAAAGAAAUGGUUUGUAAUUUAUUAGACAAUCCUGGUAAUUCUCCAUGUGAAAAAACUUACGUGAGUGAUAAACAAAUUAAAGAUGCAAUAAUAAUUCAUUUGAUAAACUAUCAUGACAUUUUUGUUAACGGGUAUGGGAAGGUAAGUACUAAAGUUUGCCUUUUUUGAUAAAGUGUUUACCCAAAAAAAAAAAAAAAAAUCUGAUAUGAUAUUGUAUGAU